AGAUAUUUUUUUUUAUGACGGUGUUAAUAUUUAACAGAGGAAAAACAAAAAGAGUUUAGACAGGAGAGAAAAGGUGGGAAUAGUUAGUUGUGUGAUGUCUGUGGCAACAACAAUAUCUAUGGCGGAAGCCGCAGCAUCGUCCACCACCUUCUUAUCCUCACCCUGUCGACCAUCACCUUCUUCGCCACCAUUUUUCCUUUAUCACCACCGCCCACUAAACCACGGUCACGGAGGCAGUGUCAGCCUCAACCACCGCAUCCUCUUCCCUCGCCACCGCUCGCUGCAGGCAGUCUCAUCCACAACUACCUUUACCAACAAAGAGGUUUUAGAAGUGAGCGAAAUCAAAGAAAGAUCCCGUAAAUGGCAAUGGAAAGAUCGUUACUCUAUCAAUUACUUUGUUCAAUCUCCGUUAUCUGCUGAUUCUGGUCGUCGUCGGCCUCCUUUGGUCCUUGUACAUGGAUUUGGUGCUUCUAUUCCUCACUGGAGAAGGAAUAUUACAACAUUGGCCCAAGAUCACACUGUUUAUGCUAUCGAUCUCCUUGGAUUUGGUGCAUCGGACAAGCCAGCAGGAUUUAUUCAUUGCAGAUUACUCCACUUGGCUCAUUUUCAACAGUUGCUCUUGGAUUUCUUGAAUGAAGUGGUUCAAGAGCCAGCUGUUCUUAUAGGCAAUUCCGUGGGAAGUCUUGCCUGUGUGAUUUCUGCUGCGGAAUCUUGUCAAAGAUCUCAACCUCUGGUCAGUGGACUUGUCCUGUUAAACUGUUCUGGUGGCAUGAAUAACAAAGCUAUUGUUGAUGAUUGGAGAAUCAAAUUGCUCUUACCCGUGCUUUGGUUGAUUGACUUCCUCCUACAGCAAAAGCCUAUUGCAUCAGCUCUCUUUGAACGCGUCAAACAAAGAGAGAACUUACGAAAUGUCUUGUUGUCCGUCUAUGGAUGUAAAGAGUCAGUGGAUGACACGUUGGUUGAGAUCAUAAAGGAACCAGCAGAUGGUGAAGGUGCAUUGGAUGCUUUUGUUUCAAUUGUGACUGGACCUCCUGGACCGAGUCCAGUCAAGCUGAUGCCAAGAAUCACGAUACCUGUUCUGGUUUUGUGGGGUGAUCAAGACCCUUUUUCCCCGCUUGAUGGUCCUGUUGGGAGAUACUUCACGUCUUUGCCUUCUAGCUGCCCAAAUGUGACACUGUCUGUUCUCAGUGGUGUUGGACACUGCCCUCAUGAUGAUAAACCUGCCCUGGUCCAUGAAAAGCUGCUUCCCUGGUUGUCUGAUCUUCCCGCUGCUUAGUCAUUAUGUCAAUUUGUACGCUUGAAAAUUUUCUAGAAUUUGUAGUGUAAUUUGUAAGUUUCUUGCUUAUAGAAUGUAGUGUACAAUACAUUUUAUGUUAAUUAUAGAAAUGAAGUUUCAACGAGAACCUUAUGAACUUCUGAUUAUAUGAAGGUCCUAUUCCUAUGAAGUUCGGUAUA
Chenopodium quinoa (quinoa) is the source of this 1455-nucleotide messenger RNA. RefSeq lists its product as uncharacterized. Gene Ontology annotation, cellular component: chloroplast. The record is from RefSeq and is a predicted model, not a curated record. The transcript is spliced from 6 exons. Gene Ontology annotation, molecular function: chlorophyllase activity. Gene Ontology annotation, biological process: chlorophyll metabolic process. NCBI's taxonomy places the organism in Eukaryota, Viridiplantae, Streptophyta, Magnoliopsida, Caryophyllales, Amaranthaceae. Bases 95 to 1276 code for a protein of 393 amino acids.